Equus caballus (horse) is the source of this 9597-nucleotide messenger RNA. The record is from RefSeq and is a predicted model, not a curated record. Lineage: Eukaryota; Metazoa; Chordata; Mammalia; Perissodactyla; Equidae.
AUUGAUUUUUUAAUAUUCAGCUUUCUGUGCUUGGAGGUUCAUUUCCAUUCAGUUUCUUUAUGCUCUGUAAGGAGGAGCCUUCCUCUUUUGAACAGAGCACGGAAUGUUCAGACAUCCAGGACAUGCCCAGGGGAGCCCUGAGGGAGAAUCUCUGGUGGGAGGAGCUUACCAAGGGGACCCUGUUCUUCCUUCUCUCCCCUCCUGGUCUCCCUUCCUCUGAUCCCUGCCACUCUUCUCCCCAACAGAGAUCCUAAUUCCCCUCUUUCUUUCCAGCCCAAAGCCCUUUCUUGAGGCAUAUGUGAGAAGUGAAUUGACAUUUUCAAAAGACCUUUUGCUGAACAGCAGGGAAAACCAAACGAAAUUAGUAACAGAAAAGUAUUUUUUUAAGUGCAUGUUUCUGUUUCUAAAACUAUGAAUUUUCCUGAGCCACUAACCCUUUGCCCUAAGAUGGUUACCCUUUAGCACUUAAUAGAUGUGAACAACCUCCCAGCCCUUUGCCUGGCCUAUAGGUGCCUUCUUAUUUUCCCAGCCCCUGGGAUCUUGUUUGUUUGCCACCCAUUCCUUUUUGAAGUGCAAACCUUUUUCUCUAGAUAGGGUCCUCACAAUCAAUUCUAGUUUCCAGUCUGCAGUAUAGUGAUGGUUUUAAUAUAAGUCCACAAAUUCUCCUCCAUUUAAUAGGUGGAGACUAAUUCUCUUCCCUUUGAGUGUGGGCUGUGCUCGAUGACUCACUUCUAAUUACUAGAAAGUUGAGGAAGUGAUGGUGUUAGAUCUUGGAGACUAGGUCAUAAAAGGCACCGUGGUUUCCAUUUUGCUGUCCUUUGGAUUACUAGUUCUGGGGGAAGCCAGCUGCCACGUCGUGAGGAUGUUGAAUCCUGUGGAGAGGCCCACAUGGCAAGGAAAUGUGGCUUCCUGCCAACAGCCAUGUGAGCGAGCCACUGUGGAAAUAGAUCUUCCAGCCCCACUCAAGCCUUCAGAUGAGCACAGCCCCAUGUGGCAUCUUGACUGCAAACUCUUGAGAGAUCUGGAGCCAGAACAAGCAAAGCUGAGCCACCCAGCUAAGCUGCUCCUGAAUUCCUGACCCACAGAAUCUGUGACAUAAUAAAUGUUUGUUGUUUUAGACCACUAAGUUUUGGGAGUAACUUGUUAUGUAGCAACAUAUAAUCAAUAUAGGUCUGCACCUAAUUUUUGAGUGCUAUUUGGGGCAAUGAUUGUUAUAUACUAAUUUUCCCAUCUUUACUUUCAGUUUGUUCUCAUGUUUAGGAACUUACCAGCUAGGUAAAUUAUUUAAGCUAAGCUUCCGUUUCUUUCUUUCUAAGAUGAGGAUAAUAAUAGAUUCUACCUCAAUGAGUUGUUGUGGGUACCUGGUUCGUAGUAGGGCACUCAAUGAAUGGGGAGCUGCUAGUAUUUUUAGUAUAUUCUCAGCUAAUAGAAUUCUUGGUUCCUCUCACUUUUUAACAACCCAUUCUUUUCUCUUAUUGCUACAAACUUCUCACUUCCUUGAGAAACCUGGUCAAGAACUUCCUGUAAUAUGUGGACAUGGGUCUCUUUUUGUCCUUACCGUGUUGUACUAUGACUGAUUGUGUAUGGAUCUCCCCGAUCGACAAUAAGCUUCGUGAGGAUAGGGAGGAACCUACUGUCUUUGUUUCCAUAGUGCCUAAGACCAAAUAAGUGAAUGGAUAAGUUACACAGCAUCCUCUGCUGUAUUUGCACAUAAGUUAUUAUUGGCACUUAAUGUCAUUAAAAUGAGUAACUCCCGUCUCCAGCCAAAGAGGGUACCUAUUAAAAAACAAAAGUCAACUGAAGAGUCUGUUGUUCCUUUUGCUCUCUGCCUUUCCAGCCCAAGAAACCUAUGAUUUUAUUGCUGAUUUGUUGUGGGUAGAUAAUUGCUCCAUAUUUUUUGGUCCAUAAUUUUUUAGCCUAUAGGGGCCAUGUGGAAGUCAGGGAAAAUGUUGCUGUGAGAACUUCUUCACAAUAACUGAAAUAUAGUUGAUUAUUUGAGGCAUUCUACAUUUGAAACUAUAAUUCCAAUUAUUUACGCACAAAUUUUCAUAGAGAGGACAUUAAACAUUUUUCUCUAAUGUUAGAAGGCAGUGUAGAUCAGGGAAAGUGAACAGGAUUGUUUCUGACCUCAGUCCAAAUCCGGAUUCCAGAAUUAACAAGCUAUGUAGCUGCCCAGCUGUGGCCCCAGCUGUUUUUCGCCGAGUGUCGGUGUGUUCGACAGUGAACAACGUCAGAGAAUACUACUUACCCCACCCUACCCCUAGCCAGGCUUCCAUGAAUCUUCCCAUCCUAUAUUCCCUUUCUCUGGUGUCUGCUGAUCUAUUAGACACUUAGUAGGUAUUUACCAUAUACCAAACAAUGCUGGGCACAGGGGCUCUACCUAUAAACAAGACCUCGACUCUACCCCUUAGGACUUCCUGACUGAUAAGUUGGGGUCUGCAUGCGGUGUGAAUGGGUACCAGGCAGCUCUCCAGCAUGGCAUUAUUGGGUUAAAUUUCUCUUAGCACAAAUUCUGGGUCACAUUCAGCCCCUGGUGAUUGCAUCUUUCCAGUUGGUAGGUUUGUGGGCUGUGGAGCACUGCAGUGUGUGUUUACUUUCAGUCUUGCUCUGCUGAGGGAAAUCUGAGACUUCUUAUUCUGCUGUUAAAAUGUUAAUUAGUUAUACCUGAGACUGUAAACAUCCUGUAAGCCAAAAUUAUCCACUUUAAUAUUUUUUCUGCUGAAGCCAAAUGGGAGGGAAGCCAGAUCUGGUGGAAUGUGAGCCUGAUGCUCCAGAACCAAAGGCAAAGGGAUGCUCAGCAGAAUUUAACCAGGGAGGAGGGACUGUCCCCAUGGUAAACACAAAACCAGUCAGGAGGGUCCUAGAAGCUGCAAAAAGACAACUUGUUCCUGUGGCCCAGUGUCUUUUCUGGUAGUUCUUGACAAAAUGUGUCUAUCCAAAGCAUCCCAUCCCGUCCUGUCCCGUCCCAGCCCAGUGCCUGCUGCAAAUCAGAAGUAGUGCAGACACAAGAGACGAGGUUCUUAUUCCCAAGAACUCUGUGAUCUAAUAGAGAUGGAUAAUUGACAGUUACAACAUGGUAGUAGAGAUUUUAAAAAAGCAUUAGCAUCCAGUGUUGGUAAAGAAAAAAGGAGAGGAAUAUUCUUAAAACUGAUGCUGAGAGAAUUAAUUGAUGCAGUUGUUCUGAAGAGCGAUUUGGUAAUACUGAAAUGCUCUAAUUUGUAUUUCCAUUUGUCAAACAAUCCCACUUACAGGAAUCUAUCUGGAGCACAUAAUAAUGGAAAUGUGCGUGGAUGUGUAAGAAUGUUUAUUAUUGAUUCUUAUGAUAGCCAACAAAUGAAAUGUCCAGCAAUUGAUUAUUAGUUAGUGACAACCUUGUCUGGACAUAAAUUGGAAUAUAAUGCAGUCUUGAAACAAUGUAUUUUGGAAGAAAGGUGAGUGAUCUAUGAAAUGUUAAUGCCACGUUGUUAAAUGAAAAGAGUGGGUCAUAAAACAACAAGAAUAAUGUUCCAAUUUUAUAGUAUAUUUAUAAUAAAUAUAUGCAUAAAAAACAAUGUUGACGGCUGUCUCUGAAUUACUUUAAUCUUCAAAUUCUUGUUCUUUGUGGAUUCCCAAAUUUUCUACAAUGAACAUGAAUCACCUUUGUAGGCACGAAAAGCUGUUAACACUAGUAACGGUAGUAAUAUUACUAGCUACUAGUAUAGCAACAGUUGUAAUAGAAGUGCAGCUUGGCUAAGGGCUUUGACCAAGUGCUCUGGGGCACCGAGACGAGAGUUCAGGAGCGGAGCUCAGCUGGAACGAAGCUGUUCUGUUUCUCAUGUUCCCAUGGGUACAUUGAUUCAUCAACAGAUACCUGUGUUUGCGCAUGUGAGUCAGGCAAUCAGGUUAGAGAGGUAGGCAGGAGCCAGAUUCUAUAGGGCUAUGCAGGCCAUGUUAGGGUUUUGGAUUUUAUUCUAAAUGAGAUGGGAACUUUUGGAGGAUUUUAAACUGAGGAGUGGCAUGAUCUGAUCACGUUGUCUGCUCGUAUUAUGUCAGAGGUAGAGCGUCAUGACAUGAAUACCCUAAGCCUGCCCCUCAACAUACGCCGAGGGGGCUCAGACACCAACCUCAACUUCGACGUACCAGAUGGCAUCCUGGACUUCCACAAGGUCAAACUCAGCGCGGACAGCCUGAAGCAGAAAAUCCUAAAGGUAACAGAGCAGAUAAAAAUAGAGCAGACGUCCCGUGAUGGGAACGUGGCGGAGUAUCUGAAGCUGGUCAGCAGCGCGGACAAGCAGCAGGCCAGCCGGAUCAAGCAAGUCUUUGAGAAGAAGAAUCAGAAGUCAGCUCACUCGAUCGCCCAGCUGCAGAAGAAAUUAGAACAGUAUCAUAGAAAGCUCAAGGAGAUCGAACAGAACGGAGCCUCCAAAAGCUCAAAAGACUUUUCCAAAGACCACCUGAAGGACAUCCAGCACUCUCUGAAAGAUGCCCAAGCCAAGUCUCGAACGGCGCCCGGCAACAUGGAGAGCAGUAAAUCGGGCAUGCCAGGGGUGUCCCUCACUCCUCCCGUGUUCGUCUUCAGUAAGUCCAGGGAGUUUGCCAACCUGAUCCGGAAUAAGUUUGGCAGCGCCGACAACAUCGCUCACUUAAAGAAUUCCUUAGAGGAGUUUAGGCCCGAGGCGAGUGCCAGGGUCUACGGGGGCAGCGCGACCAUUGUGAACAAGCCCAAGUAUGGCAGUGACGACGAGUGUUCAAGUGGCACGUCGGGUUCCGCCGACAGCAAUGGGAACCAGUCGUUUGGGGCUGGUGGAGCCGGCACGCUGGACAGCCAGGGGAAGCUCACCAUGAUCCUGGAGGAGCUGCGGGAGAUCAAGGACACCCAGGCACAGCUGGCUGAGGACAUCGAGGCGCUGAAGGUGCAGUUUAAGAGAGAAUAUGGUUUUAUUUCUCAGACCCUGCAAGAGGAGAGAUACAGGUACGAGCGAUUGGAAGACCAGCUCCAUGACAUGACGGACCUGCAUCAGCACGAGACGGCCAACCUGAAACAGGAGCUGGCCAGCAUCGAGGAGAAGGUAGCCUACCAGGCGUACGAGCGCUCGCGGGACAUCCAGGAAGCCUUGGAGUCCUGCCAGACUCGCAUCUCGAAGCUGGAGCUGCACCAGCAGGAGCAGCAGGUGCUGCAGACGGACACCGUGAAUGCCAAAGUUCUCCUGGGCAAGUGCAUCAACGUGGUCCUGGCCUUCAUGACUGUGAUCUUGGUGUGCGUGUCUACCAUCGCCAAGUUCGUCUCGCCCAUGAUGAAGAGCCGCUUCCACAUUGUCGGCACCUUCUUUGCUGUGACUCUUCUUGCAAUAUUUUGUAAAAACUGGGACCAUAUUCUGUGUGCCAUAGAAAGGAUAAUAAUACCAAGAUGAGGCUCACUGCCUGCUGUCCUCCAGUUCUUUCAAGUUGUUAUUUUAAAGAAAACUCUGUGCAUUCUCCCAAACUUUAAAAAGAGGUGGUGCCGACGGAAGAUUACGAGGAGGACUGGGCUGUGCGUUGUAAAUAACUCCGAGUCUCUGAACUUGGUAGCAGUUACCAGCUCAGCCUCUGCCUGGUUAACGUGACUCUGUUUCCGAGCUCUCCCCACCUUGCUCUCUGCCUUAAUCAGACCAGAUUUCCUGCCCGCCUGACUAGCCCAGCGUAGUAAACCUCUGAUUAUUGACCACCUGCAUAACUAGUGAUGCAGAAGACAAAGGGUUUUCAAUCUCUGUAGCCUCUUUCAAAAUUGAGCUUUACUGUUGCCACUGGUGCAUUUUCCCUGAGUCCUGUACGCAGCAAGGAUGUGCCACGACUUGGGGACGGGAAGGAGCACGGGCGCUGGCUGUGUUGAAUACUUGUGGCCCAUGGAAGCACAGGAAAUCUCGAGUAAUCUGUCCCCCUUGUCCACAGAUGCCCGUAGGUCCCAUAUGUAUCCAGUGUCCACAGUGGUCAAUUACGUGUGACUCUUCGUAACAUGGAAAUCUCAUCACACACCCGUUUAUCCGUCAGAAGUCUGACUUAGGUGUUCUGUUGCACUUUAGGUGGUAAGACACGAGGGUUUAUGAAUGGGGCUUUGCCUCUUUACCCCCAGGGAGCUGCACACCUGAUUUCAUUUUCACAGGCUAUCGAAUGCCCCACCUUCAAAGCAUGCAGAAAUGCUUCCAAACCCCUCCUCAAAUCGUGGUUUUAACGUUAAUUCGGGGUCCUGCGAGCACUGCUCUGGAGUUUGUGUCUCGGCAAAUCUUAAUUCUGAGAAACCGCUUUCGAGGAUGUGAUUCACUUUCUGUGAUUCACUUUAUUCACAGGGCUGCGAGGGAUUGCAAAGCUUACUCAGUAAAUGAAAACAAAUGAUGCUCGUCUUGCAGGGUUUUUUUCUCAGAGAAGGACAGCAGGCUCAUAGUUUAUUAAACUAACGUGCACUGAGAUAGGAACCCUGGAAGCAGGAAGAAGGUAUGGCAUGUGGUCUAAGUGGGUGGCAGUUAGAUCAGUGGGAACAACUCACUUGGAUGGAGAAGGUCCUCUUAGGACCCUGAAAGACCAGGGGGAAUUGAAUAAAUUAGAUCCAGUGUCUGAGUCAAGGUCGCCACAUGUCUCUUAGGAUCUUACUGAAAGUGAGUUCUAAGGUAAUAGAGUGGCCACACUUCCACUGAGGUGAGAGCAUUCAAAGUUGACAUCUUUGGCCUCUUUGGGGAUGCCAUUCGCUGUCUUUAGCCCAGAUGAUGCUUUCCUUUAAAUCUCUUUCCCUGUGUACAUAACAAAAAGGAAAACAGAGAAGAUUUUAACAGAAACUGCUAUUCAGCCCACCACCCCCUCCAUCAUAUGAAGGCGGAAAGAUACAUGUUAGUGUACAUUUUCUUCUAGGAAACAUCAGAUCACCCAGAUUAAGUGCAAUAUUUUGCAAACAGCUGCUCUUAGGGAAAUCUCCUGAAAAAAUGUGACAGUGUGCCAUGGUCUGAGAGAAUGGAACAGUCAAGCAUUUUGUACAAGUCCAGUGUGUGUGAGACUCAUACAACUCAGAGCUUUCUCUUUUUUUUUUAAGUUUACAAUUCACUGGUUUUAGUAAAUUCACUAACUUAGGCAACUAUCUAAUUCCAUAUCUAACUCAAGCUUUUUAAAAUAAUAAACAUCAUUUCUUGAAAUCUUUGGCUAUAUAGUAUUCUGGAUUCAGGGAAGAGGGAGUUACUGGUCCCACCCCCAUCUCGUGGCUGUGUCAGACUCUCCCUGCGUCCCCCAAGUUCGCUGUCAAUACACUGUGAUACAUCAAAUCCAGGGGACAGAAAAGGGUUCCAGGCUCAGGGCAGGAAGGGAGGAAGAAUGGUAUGCUUCCUUUUGCUUUUAUAUUUCAAUGGCUGGCAUCCCCCUUUAUCUGUGGGCAUCAGUCUCCAUGUGGGCUGAGGGCUGGGUGCAACUUACACCCCUAAAAUAAGCGGCCUUCUGGGUGGGCUCCUUUUGAUCUCUAUGGAUCUUUCUCAGGCACUUUGGACAUGCCAGGGGUUGGGGUGGGUAUAGAUGCUGCUCUUAGUUUAGGGAGAGUGAGAUUUCUAGCCCUGGAGGUUAAGGGCUCUGGGAGGAUUCUAGAAAACUUGGGGUUCCUUCUCAGGUCUCCACACUCCGCUCGUCACUCAGCCUAGCAAGUUUGCUUUGGCGCUUUCCAGACCUGUGAACAGUGAGUCUCCUCCCCAGGGGGAGAAGUGGAGAAGACGACGGAAAGGAACACAGUCCGCCCCCUCCAGUCUAGAGCGGUUAACAGAAGCUGCUAGAAACUGGCUCUCUUCAGAAGUAUCAUGGCGUCUAAAUCAGCCCACCUGGUCAUGAAUUCUUUUUAAAGAAUUCAUAUUUCCAAUGAUUCUCAUUAAAUAUCAAAUAAUGUUGUUUUCACCUGGAUGUGCUCAGCCUGCACGGCAUAUUUAUUUUGGAGUCUUGCUGAAAGUUCCUGAAGCUUUUUAAUAAGAUUAUAUACUCCAAGGAGACUUGCACUCUCUCUCUGCAGUUUUUUAUUCUCUUCUUUGGGAAUGAACCCCCUCUACUGCUUGUUUUCUUCACUGUGUAAGGAGAUUAAAUAAAGUUUUAUAAAUAUACAAUUAAAAACAGUGAUCUAGCUAUGACGUAUCCUGGAAUUGGAUAUUUAAUUUGCACUUAAGCCAACGCCCUUUUCCCCCACCUUUCACAGGUGGUAAAUGUCUCGUGCAUGCCUAAAGAUGACACCAGCUAUUGGACACUCAGUGAACAUUCGUGAGGAAUUUAAGACGCUGGCCCUUGGGUUCUGGCACUGGGCUUUUUGGUGACAUAUUAUUUUCAUGAUCACCAAGAUAAUGAUAGUUUGCUGAGGACAAAACAAAAACCUAAAAAUACUCUCUUGUGGGUUUUGAAUCGGUUAGUCCAGCUUAUAUCUUGAGUAUGAUUAAGCCAGAACAAAACAUCCUCCCCCAAACCCCCGCAAAAAAGUCAAACUUGAAGCAGAAAACAAAAGGACUCCACUGCUGGUUUUGGACAGUGAAAGUAGGAUCAGUCCCAGGUUUCUAGCUUGUCCCAUUAGUGGUUUUGCUUACAUAGUUGUUGUAAUCUAUUGAUAAACUGAAGUCUUCUGCCGCUGCUCCCCUUUGCAUUUCAGCCCGUAAUGCUGUUAUCCCUGUCUGUCAAUUAGCAUCCAUGCGAUUCUAGCUCCUCUCCUACUUUGUCACUCUUGUUUUCGUUUGAAUAUUGCCCCACUAUGUAUGUUUAUUGCCCUGCUAUUUCUCUGGCACAUCAGGUUUAAUUAUGUUCAAUAAUAGCGAGGGGAACCAGGUUCCCUCAGGCAACUAAUUACUUUUGUCCUUUUUGUUUGGAUUUGAAAUACCGAAUUAUUUUGCAUCAAAUGGGAACGUUUUUGUAUUGAAUCCAAAUCUAAUUAUGUUGGUUGGGGAAAACAUUUAAAUAUACUUGUUAAUAUGAAUGUGUGAUUAAACAACCUAUUUUGCAUAUUUCUAUAAUUUUGAGGAACGGGGGUAGGGGUAAGACAAAAUGGCAUUAUUUAAAAUUCAGGGCUUUAUCUGGAGAGAGAGAUUGCAAGAAGUGUAGCACGUGUGCUGAGGAAGGAAUUGAUCUAAAAAGACCAAUCCCUGGGAAGAAUGAGAUUGGCCUGUUUACAUCAGAAGUAUUCAAGAAGCUAGAAGAAAAAUAGUACAGUUAAUAAGAGUUUGGUAACCCAUAAGCUGUAAAGCAGAACUAAUCUGCGAUUUUCUAAAGUCAGUACAAUUCUCUGUUUAUAAGAAGCUGGAAAGUAAUGUACCUCGAUUGUUUUGGGAACGAUUUAUGUGUUACAAUUUUAAUUUAUUUAAAGCUGUGUUUGUCCUAAGAGAAAUGUUUUAACAAAACGUGCUUUCCGACGAAGAUCUGUUUAGGCAGUAGUUAGCAGCUCUGAAAGUAGAAACUGGAAGUGUUUAUUGUGAGGUCUGUGGAGAAUUUCCAUUUUGUGGGAUCCUAUAUAGUUUUGUGUCAGCCUAAAAUUGUGAAUUCUCUGUAGAUCUUCAUCCCAUUCAAAGCAGGAGCCGUUAUUUUUUUAAACAAACACUUGAUGUUAGCUUUGAUGUUAAAUAAAGAGCUAGGUUUCUUAAAUUUUCA